AGAAAUAAAGUUUCGGAAGCAGAACAGUCUUUAAAAGAGUGGGUAAACAAGUCGGAGGGGUAUCUUGCGGAAGGAAAGGGCUAUCAAGAAGUAUGGGGAACCACAGUGGAGACUUGUAAUUCAAGAGCCAAUGCUGCUAGGGACGUGGCCAGUGGGACGAAAGAAAUCGUUACUGAAGUCAUCAUCGAGAGGGCGAAGAUGAAUCCGUUGCGCGACCAUUUACUACGUCUCAUGAAGAAGGCUACGGGUGAGGUAAAAAAAAAUGUGAGUGUCCUUAAUGGGGCGGCGGAUGCAGUCGAAGAGGCAAGAUAUUUGGAUCGAAUAAGUGCACUCGCGAUGAUGAACAUGAGAGUUAUGUUGGAGAAUCGAAACGAUAGCAGAAAACAACAUACAGAAGUGCUUGAGGGAGUGGAUGAAAAAAAAAGGUCGGUGGAACGGGAAGCGCUUAUUAAGAGGAGCAAGAGAGUGUAUAAAGAACUGAAUGAGGUUUAUCAUCACCUCCUAGUGAUCAAACGAAGAAGUCACGCCUGCGCGAGGGAAGUAAGUAAUGGUGUAAUCGCUACGAAGAAUAGGAUUCUCAGAGCGUGGGAACUGUUCGAUGCGGUGAAAAAUCAAUUUGCAAAGAAAGAUGAAGAGUACGAAGAGGAUUUGAAAAAAUUCGGCGAUGCUAUUGGGGAAUCACUGAGGGAGGAAUUAGUACGCGUAACUUAUUUCAACAACAAAAAGAAAACGGAUGAGGUACUGUUCGUUGUCGGUCGAACGUCUGCGAGCGCGAUUGCGGGAGCUGCCCCACCACAUGAGGCAAAGAAGAGGACAACUGACAAAGCCAAACUUGCGGAGAAGGUGGCGGCGACAAAGAAGAACGAAAAAGAAAGGUUGGAGCGGGAAAAAGUGGAGGAGGAAAAGGUGUUGAGGAACCUCCGUGAAGAAAGGCAAAGGGAGCUGGAGAGAAAGAGGGCCGAAGAAGAAAAGAAAAAGGCGACAGAAGAAAGGCGAAAGGAGCAGGAGAGAAAGAAACCUGAAGAAGAGAAGAAAAAGGGUAAACAGGAGUUGGAGAGAAAGGCAAAGGAAGAGAUGGAGAAAAAAAAGAAACAAAAAGACGGCAGCAUCGGCCCUGUAUUGAUGCACAGUCCCUUUUUGCUUCUUGUUCUGCUGUGUGUGUUGGGUUGCACUGUCGUGUGCUGA
Molecule: messenger RNA, 1185 nt
Organism: Trypanosoma theileri
Lineage: Eukaryota; Euglenozoa; Kinetoplastea; Trypanosomatida; Trypanosomatidae
Exons: 1
Source: RefSeq, a predicted model, not a curated record